Hemicordylus capensis (graceful crag lizard) is the source of this 2854-nucleotide messenger RNA. Its product is annotated as gonadotropin-releasing hormone II receptor-like. NCBI's taxonomy places the organism in Eukaryota, Metazoa, Chordata, Lepidosauria, Squamata, Cordylidae. The record is from RefSeq and is a predicted model, not a curated record. Bases 1465 to 2739 code for a protein of 424 amino acids. The transcript has 5 exons. Gene Ontology annotation, cellular component: membrane. Gene Ontology annotation, biological process: G protein-coupled receptor signaling pathway. Gene Ontology annotation, molecular function: gonadotropin-releasing hormone receptor activity; peptide binding.
CGCCGCACGUACCACCCCGUGACGGCACCGAGACACUGCUGGAGCCAUCCCGAAAGCGGAGAAAGCGGCUUCAGGACCGCACGUGCCUGGCCCCAGGAGCAGCAGCUACGAAGGCGGCCAGACAGCCUCUCCCUUCUCUCGGGCACUGCACCCCUCCCCAACCCCGUUUGCUGCCUGCACGGUCGCAGCCGUGGGACCGCAGCGCGCACACGGAGCCGAGAUGGAGCUGAACGAGAUGAUCCACAAGGGUUCUUCCGACUCCGUGCCCAUGUGCGUCUUUUCUUGCUGAUGGGGCCGUAGCUCAGUCGACCUGCCGAGGGCAUCUGCUGUGUGUGCAGAAGGUCCCAGGUUCCGUCCCUGGCCACGUCUCCAGGCUGGCAGCAUGCAUCUGAUCACAUCGACGCUAGGGAAGGUACUACGAUGGAUGGCAGGAAAUGCCCACUGGAAUGUGCUCGUCCCCUCCAAAUGGCUGUAGGAAACUUGGCAUUUCCGAAGGGCCACUGGAAACUUGUUCUAUGGAGCUGUCCAUGGUGCUGAAAUCUGCCUCGCCUUGCCUUGCCUUCUGGACCUCACGGUUUCUUGUCUUCGGGAUGGGACCAGAACUCAUGACAAAUUGCCCCCACUAACAGAGGCGAUGGUGUGUGUGUGUGUAUGUGUGUGUGUAGUGGGAGGAGUCUUAUAAGAACAGACAAAGAGCUGUCCUGGAUGAAACCGAAGCCCCUAUUUAGGCCAAAGUCCUGUGUUCCAAGGUCUGUCUAGACCAGCCAGGUAUUCCUGGGGGCCCAUAGCAAGCAGAAGUAAGCAAAUCUGGAUUCUCUUCUGUCCACAGGUCGGUGGUCCUUGGCUGGCUUCUCGGUGGUUUGGGAGAUGCUAGGCUGCCCCAGAAAGGGGACAAAGGGACUCACAGAGAGAAGCCGUUGCCCAUUCUACGGACAGGGAUGUUGGCCGAAUAAACUCUAUCGCAUUUAAGUCCUGCAAUACAUGAACCUAGCAAUGGACUGAAUUGAGUGUUCCUAACGCAGGUACAAUUAAAAAAAAUAAAUCUGAAAAUUCUCAUCUUUCCCAAGUGAGGAGACAUUUCUGUUUAGCCAAAUAUUUAGAAGUGAGAACACUGAGCUACGCCAAGAUUUCUGGGCUAUCCGUGGCCCGUGGAGAGACUCUUCUCGGACAGCACAAAACCUACCGUGCGUUCUUCACGGCCGCCACAGUCCCCUGACGCAACGGAGCGUGCCCGCCACUCAGUUCGGAGCAGAGCCUGGGCCGCUCCAGGGUCCUGGUGACUCUGCCCAAGCAGGGAGCCAUGCCCCAAAUGGGCCAACUUUGCCGGAGCUUUGGAAGAGUCAGGCUUCCCAGGGGACCGGCGGAGGCCCAGCCAGCUUGGGAACCGCAGGUCCAGCCAGGAUCUUUGUGCCAGUUUGGAGUCAGAGGCCACCUCCCUCUCGGGAAAGCUUGACACUGGGCCUGAUGAACGCCACCUUCCAGAUGAAGGUCAGCAAGAUGGUGGAGACAGGGCUGUCCGUCAUGAGCAACCAAAGCGAUGAGAAGCCCGACGGGGUAGAAGAUCUCUCGGCCCAAGGUGGAGCCAAUGGGACUUUCCCAGGAGAGGAGGUCUUCCAGCUGCCCACUUUCUCCACUGCGGCCAAAGUCCGAGUGGCCGUCACCGUCGGCCUCUUCUUCUCCUCGGCCUGCUUCAACAUCGCUGUGCUCUGGACUGUCACCCAGAAAUACCAGAGGCGGCCCCAUGUCCGUAUCCUCCUCCUGAACCUGGCGGUGGCCGACCUACUAGUGACAUUCGUGGUCAUGCCCUUGGAUGCGGCGUGGAACGUGACCGUGCAGUGGUACGCGGGAGAUCUGGCCUGCCGGCUGCUCAUGUUCCUCAAGCUGGCGGCCAUGUACGCUUCGGCCUUUGUCACCGUGGUGAUCAGCUUGGACCGCCGGGCGGCCAUCUUGCACCCCCUGAGUGUCGGCGAGGCCAAAAGGAGGAACAAGGCCAUGCUCUGCGUGGCUUGGGCCUUGAGCCUGCUUCUGGCGUUGCCUCAGAUGUUUGUCUUCCGCACCGUCAGCCGGCUGCAACCUGUCCAUUUCAUCCAGUGUGCCACCGUGGGAAGCUUCCAGGCUCACUGGCAGGAGACCCUCUACAACAUGUUCACUUUCGGCUGCCUCUUCCUCCUGCCGCUUCUGAUCAUGGUCUUCUGCUACUCGCGCAUCUUCAUCGAGAUCUCAGGAAAGAUGAAGAAAGCUUGUGCGUCGUCCAAGUCACGCGAGGUCCACCUCCGUCGCUCCCACAACAACAUCCCCCGGGUGAGGAUGCGCACCCUGAAGAUGUCGAUGCUCAUCGUCCUGACCUUCGUGGUCUGCUGGACGCCCUACUACCUGCUGGGCCUGUGGUACUGGUUCUCCCCGGAGAUGCUGACCCGCGAGCUGGUGCCUCCCUCCCUCAGCCACAUCCUCUUCCUCUUCGGCCUCUUCAACACGUGCCUUGACCCCCUCGUUUACAGCCUCUUCACCGCCCACUUCCGGGCAGAGAGCAGGCGGGCCUGCUGCUGUGCCCAGCGGAAGGAGGAAGCAGAGGUGGCUUCGGUCUUCACCACCUCCUUCCGGGUCUCCACCACGAGUGCGGGACCCCGGAGGCAGCCGGGGAGGAACUGGAAGCAUCCGGUGGAGGUGGCCGUGGCAGAAAGCCCACCGGGCAGAAAGCUGGAGACGGACCAGAGGCGGAUGGCCCAGAGCAUCAUCUGAGAAGACGCAAGGGAAGGGGCUGAUCCAGGCCACGGUCCUCACUUUGCUUUGCUCCUGGAAGCGGGCAGUGGAGGGCGAGCGGGCUAUAGCAUUGGGGGAGUAUCCUGACACUCAG